Molecule: messenger RNA, 1674 nt
Organism: Oryctolagus cuniculus (rabbit)
Lineage: Eukaryota; Metazoa; Chordata; Mammalia; Lagomorpha; Leporidae
Source: RefSeq, a predicted model, not a curated record
AUGGCCGGAGGCAGCGGAUACCAGCGAGACUGCGCCCUCGCCCACGCCCCGCCGGCCAAGCCGGGGCGCGUCCUGGCCCCGCCCCCUCUAGCCCCGCCCUGCGCCGUGGCCCCGCCCCCUCCCCGCCCUCCGGGCUUGGGCCCGUCCCGCGCCGUGGCCCCGCCUCCCGCCCUCGGCCGUUCCAAGGAGCGCUCCCCGGCCUCGGCCCGCCCUAUGGCCCCAGUCCUGGCUCUGUCGCGGGAAUCGGGGGCCGGCCCCGGGCGCGUUUUCCUCAGGACGCGGCCUCGGUCGGCCGUGCUGGCGGCGGGGGCCGUGCUGGCGGCGGGGGCCGUGCGGCGUUUGCUGCCACUUCCGCGAGCUGCGCGGCUCCGGGCUCGUCCUGACGCCGCCUUGGACUCAGGAACGCCGCGCUUGGGCCGCCGCCACCCGGACGUCCCUGCGCGCCGGGGCCUGCGGAAGCCGCGAGAACCGGGCUCCUGCCCAGCCCAGCCCAGCCCAGCGUGGCCUUUUGGGGUUCUCCGUUUACGGGUCCGCGGGACAAACUCAGCAGGUAAUUGCACAAGUAACGGCAAGUGUCACACCCCUCCCUGCCCUGCACUGCCCAUCCAGUGGACGGGGCUGUCCUCAGGCCGACGAGCGGGCCGGGAGCUGGGGACGGGAGCGGGGAGCCGGGAGCGGGGAGCGGGGAGCCGGGAGCCGGGAGCCGGGAGCCGGGAGCGGGGAGCCGGGGAGCCGGGGAGCCGGGAGCCGGGGAGCCGGGAGCCGGGAGCCGGGAGCCGGGAGCGGGGAGCCGGGAGCGGGGAGCCGGGAGCCGGGGAGCCGGGAGCCGGGAGCCGGGAGCCGGGAGCGGGGAGCCGGGAGCCGGGGAGCCGGGAGCCGGGAGCCGGGAGCCGGGAGCGGGGAGCCGGGAGCCGGGAGCCGGGAGCGGGGAGCCGGGAGCCGGGAGCCGGGAGCGGGGAGCCGGGGGCCGGGAGCCGGGAGCCGGGAGCCGGGAGCCGGGGGCCGGGAGCCGGGAGCGAGGAGCCGGGGAGCCGGGAGCCGGGGAGCCGGGAGCGGGGAGCCCGGAGCCCGGAGCCCGAGCGCAGCGCCGCGGCUGCAGGGGCGGCGCUGGCCACCGGGGGGCGGCCAGGAGAGCGUCGCACCGUGCGCCCUCGGGGCCGCAGCCCCGCCCCGGCCCCAGCCUGGCCCCAGCCCCCGCCGCGGCUCAGCUCCUCGUCCGACUCAGCGCCCCAGGAUCGUCCCAGGAUCGUCCCAGGAUCGUCCCGUGCGCUCCGCGCGGCCCCCGGCGCCCCGCUCGCCGCUCCCCUGCGUCCUCGGGGAGCCCGCCUGCCCUGCACCCUGGAGCGCCGAGCCGCGAGCCUUUGCCGACUUCCCCGGAUCCUCGCGGCCGUCGGGAGCGGCUGCCGUGCUCCGGUGCCCCGGAGAGAUUCUCCCGAGAAUCGUUGGCAGGAUUGGGGUGGCCGCUGGGACUCGGGGAGCUACAUGGAGAAGGCUCGGGUGAGCAGAAGAAACCACUGUUCGUCCCAGCGCUUUCUCCAGGGUUCGCUGCUUCUGGUCCGAUUCUUAUACCAGGAGCAGAGGGGGGUGCCUGAUGAGGACCGGUCAGAGCGCUCUGGCUGGCGUGAGUACGUGAUGAGGACUGGUCAGAGCGCCCUGGCCAGCGUGAGUGCGUAA